UGAUAUGAUCCCAAUUGGAUCAAUCGUGAAGUUGGAAUUGCUUGAGGAAGAAGGAAUUGAAGUUGGGAAGAAGAAUGGAGGAAAAUGGUUAAGUAUGGAAUCCAGUUUAAGGAGGCUACUUUGGAGGCUCAUAUCUCUCAAACCAGUUGUUGGAAAUGAAGGAUCAAAGCAUCAAUGUGAACUUUAAGACUUUAUGAGCUCAUUGAUAUGUCAUGGAGCUCGAGGAGGUUCCAGGAAGUAUAUUUUUCAAGUC
Molecule: messenger RNA, 253 nt
Organism: Linum tenue
Lineage: Eukaryota; Viridiplantae; Streptophyta; Magnoliopsida; Malpighiales; Linaceae
Source: the annotation of a GenBank genome assembly